CUCAUUCCGGCUGCAGGCUCCCCCGCUUCCUCACGCUCAGUGCGCUCGCCCGCCCCUCAGCCGGCGCGGCGGGGCGCUGCGCUGCGCUGCCCGCGAUGGUGCUGGCGGAGGCGCUGGGCGCCGGCGCGGCGCGGCUGCUCUUCUACCCGACGCUGCUGUACACGGCGGCGCGGGCGCAGCUGCCCGGGUCCCGCCGGCCCUGGUUCCACCGCAUCGACGGCGCCGUGCUGCUGGGGGCGCUGCCGCUGCGGGGACGCAGCCGCAGGCUGGUGGCCGAGGAGAACGUGCGCGCCGUAGUCACCCUCAAUGAGGAGUACGAGACCCGCUUCCUCUGCUGCUCCGCACAGGAAUGGGAGGCAAUGGGAGUGGAGCAACUGCGUCUCAGCACCGUGGAUCUAACUGGCGUCCCCACCUUGGAAAACCUCCACAAGGGUGUUGAAUUCAUUCUGAAACACCGAGCGUGUGGUCACAGUGUCUAUGUGCACUGCAAGGCGGGACGCUCCCGCAGUGCCACCAUGGUGGCAGCAUAUUUAAUUCAACUGCAUCACUGGAGCCCUCAGGAAGCAGUAGAGGCUAUUGCCAAGAUCCGUCCCCACAUCCUCAUUCGGCACAAGCAAGUCCAGGUCCUGGAGGCAUUUCACAGGAAUGUGAUUGCUGGGACAACUUCAUAGUGUCAGUAAGAUCUACCAAAAUCUCUGGUUUGAUUGCUUUAAAAGAAACUUACGUUUUAAUGAUUUAUGCAUUGAACUUCUUGACCACCAAUAAAGUUUUUACAUAUAUUACAGUAAAGUUUCAUGAAAGCCUUCUUUCCUUAUGGCAAAUACCUUCAUUCUCUUGGAGCCCCACAGUUCUCUCCCACACACAGUGUCAGUGCUGAGCUGACCUGCAAUCCACAGGAAGUUCUGUAUUUGCAGCAAAGGAAUAGGAAACUUUGUCUCAGCAGAGACUUUAUUCAGAUUCCUACCCAAAGGGUUACAGUGCCAACAGAGGGGUAUGAGGAAGUGGUCUUAAUUCUGUCUUUAAUCAACACUACAUUAUCAUUAGAGGUUGGGAUUCCCUGUACAAUAAAGGACACCAGUGAUCAUAAAAAACAUUUGUCUUUAUGCUAGGUGAUGACAGAGCAGUAAGCAAGUUACCAGUUUGUUACCACUCCUCUAGGAGAAGUGCUGAAUAAUGAAACCUACCUGGAGUCAGCUCUGGUAUCUGCUGUAAAUAUUUCUGCAGUCCCUCCUUCUGAAAUAGGGAGGAAUGCUUAAAUGGGGACAUCCCUGGAGGACACAGUGGGCGUCUGUGACUGACAUG
Molecule: messenger RNA, 1302 nt
Organism: Pezoporus flaviventris
Lineage: Eukaryota; Metazoa; Chordata; Aves; Psittaciformes; Psittacidae
Gene: PTPMT1
Product: protein tyrosine phosphatase mitochondrial 1
Exons: 4
Coding region: 96-671 (191 amino acids)
Biological process (GO): protein dephosphorylation
Molecular function (GO): protein tyrosine/serine/threonine phosphatase activity; phosphatidylinositol-4,5-bisphosphate 5-phosphatase activity; phosphatidylglycerophosphatase activity
Source: RefSeq, a predicted model, not a curated record